Messenger RNA from Haplochromis burtoni (Burton's mouthbrooder), 4273 nucleotides. RefSeq names its product PHD finger protein 20. Lineage: Eukaryota; Metazoa; Chordata; Actinopteri; Cichliformes; Cichlidae. Bases 181 to 2541 code for a protein of 786 amino acids. The transcript has 18 exons. The record is from RefSeq and is a predicted model, not a curated record. Gene Ontology annotation, cellular component: nucleus; NSL complex. Gene Ontology annotation, biological process: regulation of transcription by RNA polymerase II.
UAUUCGUGGUCAUGUGAUCUCUGUGUUCGGUGCAGUAUUUUGAAACAUCGCGUCGGAGGCUCGACACAGCGAAGAAACGCUUUUCAAGCGUCCCAUCCCUGCCAGAAACUCGGCCCCCUUCGCGCAUGCGCUCUAUAGUCAUCACAGUAUGAGGAGUGCAGAGAACAAGUAACGUCAGAGAUGAAGACACCUCCGGACCGAUCAGGCAUCACAUUUGAAGUCGGAGCCAAGCUAGAAGCUCGAGACCACCACAAGAACUGGUACACAGCCACCAUUGAGAAGAUUGAUUAUGACAAAGAGCGGGUCCUGAUCCACUACCUGCAGUGGAGCCGUCGCCAUGACGAGUGGUUUCAGUGGAACUCACCGUACCUGCGGCCGAAGGAGCGAGUCAGCCUGAGGAGGCAGGGCCUGAAUCCAACGCGAUCACAGCCGACGUUUGUUUCAGGCUCAAAGGUUCUGGCCUGUUGGACCGACUGUCGUUUCUACCCGGCCAAAAUCCUCCGCGUCAACAAGGACGAAUCCUACACAGUGCGAUUCUAUGAUGGCGUGGUUCGGACUGUGAAGCCCACCAAAGUCAAACCUUUCCAGGAAAAAUCCAGAUCUGAGAAAAGUGCUGUGGGAAGCGAGGGAUGGGAGGAAGGUGAGAGUGAGGAGGAGGAAGGAGGAGAAGGACAGGAAGAAGAAGAGGAGGAGGAGAAAAAGGAGGAAGAGGAGGCAGAUGAGAAGGUGACAACAGAAGAGACCGAUGCAGCUUUGGAGAGGGAGGAGGACAGGAAGAGGAAGGCAGAACCUUCAUCCUCAAAUCCACCUGCCAAGAAGAAAACAGAUGACAGCAGAAGCAGUGGAACUCAGAAUCAGCCAAUCACAGCUGACUCCACCCCCCCAGCAGCAGCAGCACUUAACCCUGCCCACAUAGACAGAGAUGUCCUGCUGGAGCGUCAGGCUCACCUUCCCACCACACACAAGUUCAGCAGAGAACCAUUGUACAGGGUGAUAAAGAACCAGCCUCCACCCAUCCUCUCCAUUGAGCUGGACCACAACCCCUUCAAGUGCCCUGCUCCCGGGUGCACUAAGUCAUUCAGGAAGGCGAGCCUGCUGCACUACCACAUCAAGUACUACCACACCGACCAGCAGCUGGAGGAGCAAAGCAGCGCGGAGGAGGCCGUGAGGAGGAAGAGAUCUUUUUCAGAGGGCGGCGACUUGGUGUCAGACAGGAGGAGUGAGAACUCAACCAGCAGAGAACAUGGCAUCAUGGGAACAGUAGAAGCCAAGAAGGAUGGGGGGAAGGAGAAAACGGGAGGACUGGAUAAGAAGGAGAGGAAGAACUUCCUGCGAAUCAAACUGAAGAAGAAGAAAAAGAAGAAGAAGAAGAAGAAAAGUCAGACGGGUUUCUGCAGCAGCGACGAUGAGAGCUCAGACAGACCUCCGAUCACUCUCAAGCUCUCAACUGAACAUCACAACACACACGUGCAAGCCGACGAUGGCAGCGAUUGGUCAACGCUGACAGCAGAGAGUGGAGAGGACACGCCCUCCUGGCCUGUUGGCACGGAGACGGAGGAGUGUGAGGUGGUGAGGUGUGUGUGCGAGGUGGACGAGGAGAAUGACUUCAUGAUCCAGUGCGAGUCGUGUCUGUGCUGGCAGCACGGGACCUGUAUGGGUUUAUACGAGGACAACGUCCCACACAACUACAUCUGCUACUACUGCAGACAGACCGCAGGUUGGCGGUGUGCUCAGCGUUUCCGGUCUGAGCCCGACUUGUUGAAAUCCGGUCACAUGUUUGGCCUGUCGUGUGUGAAGGAGAACUACUCGGAGGUCAACGCCUCCAAGAUCUCACACACCAGCCACCUGCUGGCACACACGUACGGCAUCAGCCAGGUCCUCAGCGCCCUGCAACUCAAAAUCAGCCUGCUGCGCUCGCCGUCCCACCCCGACCAGCAGCUGUGGAGGUCACCGUGGAAGCAGGAGGAGAGGCACAGACUGACGUCCAGCCCGAGAGGAGAGCCGCCCGUCUGCUACGUCAGCAGCGAGCACUGCUAUCAGAAGCCCGGAGCAUCAUGGGAAAAAGGAGAGGAGCAGGAGAAAGAGAGGCCGAUGGUGACGGUGAAGCAAGAGCGCAGUGGCGAGGAGAAGGAAAUAAAACCUGAAGAUGUCAACAGGAGCGCAGCUCACACCGCCGCAGACAGAGACGCCACCGCACUCACAGAUGUGCACAACAUAAAAACAGAGAAUCACGCAGGCGGCGGCGAGCAGGCGCACACUCGGACGUGCGCAGCACAGCCUCGCGCGGCGUCGGUGGCCGAGUGUCAGCUGAACCUGCUGGAGCACAUCGAGUCCCUGCACCAGCAGAUCAGCGCCAGGAUGGACGUGAUCGAGAGAGAGCUGGACGGUAACGCACACGUUGAAUUUCUAGAGUCCUGGUUGGACCACUCCGGCGAGCUCGAGCCUCCUGACCCUCUGUCCCGCCUCCCGCAGCUCAAACAGCGAAUCAAACGGCUGCUGUGUGACCUGUGCACCGUGAGGCGCCUGUCGGUCUGCCGCUGACCGCCCUCCCUCUGAACUCUGACGAGACAAAGAGCGUGAAACUCUGAGUUGACUGUGGUUUGUUUCCCUGCAGUUACAGGACAGCGCCCCCCUGUGGUGGAGAAAAGGUGCUCUGCAACAAGAUGGUGUUUUUUUUUUUGUUUUGUUUUUAAUACAACGCGACUGUUCCUGAAACGCCUCCAGCAGGACUUGAGAGCCCGUGUGAGCACCAGGCGAGGACGAGUUAGGUCAUUGAUCAGCUGUCAUCCGUCUCAUCGGGACAGGAUGAUGUUUGUCUCUGUGGAGGCUGAACGGACGCGUCGUCUGCCAUCAGCUCGUUGUUUUUCUGCCAGCCAGCAUCGAAGUGUAACAACGCACACAAAGGAUUUGGAUAUCGUAUAUUUUCUAAUUGUACUAAUAUUGCCAGUACUAAUAAUUGUUUGUUUGAAAGACUCUUGGAGGGUUUUACAGUCUGGUGAGACCAGGAGGUUCUUAAGGGUUGGUGACCACUAACUGCCAGUUGAGCUAGUGCUAGUUAGUCGCAGCAGCUCUCAGAGCUCCUCUCUCUCUCUCUCUCUCUCUCUCUCUCUCUCUCUCUCUUUUUCAUCAUUUUAUUCACCAAUGAGGAGAGGAAGAACGCUACAAGCUGACUUAAAGGCCAGCUGUAUUAUUUUUAAAUCAUUGGUUCCUUUUUUUUAAUGUUAGGAAUCAGUGCGAUGUGGAGCAACAACAAAACGGCUUCAGUGUUCCUCAGGAAGGAUACCCUUCAAGCACCUUAUUUUCCUACCCACACAUAUUUAAUCUGACUAAUUUACUGCAGGACAUAUCCCUUACUUUUAUUUUGAAAGUCACUGCUUCAUUGUUGUGUGGUUCCUGAUGACUGAUGUCAUCACCGCUGGGGUGGGGCAGCACCACAGGUUAAUUAAUCAUUGAUCAAUAAUCAUUAUGCCCAGUGUGAGGCCAAACACCUUUAGUUUAUUUGUCACUUCCAGCAUGAAGAGACGUUUACACAUUUGUGUAAAGUCACGACUGAUUAUGACGACUCGUGAGCGUCUGUGGGACUCUGCAGCAGUUUCAGGUUUCAGCCUUUUUGCUCAGCAUUGGACUGAUUCCAAGCUUUUUUGUCUUCUGUAAUAAUUUAAACCCAGAAUGGAGCAGCGGGCUUUGUACCACACUGUGAACAGUGAGGCAUGUUUAGGCUGGUGUUAUACAAAUCUUGAAUAUGGUUCAGUUUUCAUGUACGUAAAGCUCUGAACCAGUCAACAAAGAUGCAGGAGGUCAUCACUGUGCAGACUGCAGCAACAACCAGGCAAAGCCUACUGGGGACUCAGUGGUGAGCAAUGGCCUUGAUCUGUCCCACGGGCCAUGGUUUGUUCCUGGUCUUUGACUGAAGGAAUGAUGUCACAGAUACAUGCAGCUGAAAGAACGUGUGGGCUCAGCCGUAGAGCGGACGAGGGGCUGUGGCGUCCCCGAGGGAGCUCAGAGUAGUCGCUGCACCUCCACGUCUAAAGGAGCCCGGUCAUGAAAAUGUUGCAGAGGGAGUCCACGCCCGGAAUACCUACUUAGCCCACUGCCACCAGCAGACGGGCAGAAGGAAGAUGGAAAAAUCAGCCGCAGGUUAACAGAUACUGAGGUUUUCCUUUCACGAGCUGUUUCAGUUGCUAAUUUGAAGUUGAUGCGGUCAGUUUAACCGUUUCAGACAACUAAAAAUUCUGCUCCUGCAUUUUUUACUCAUUCAGAAUCAAACAGUAUA